GCCCGGGCGCGCGGACCGGCCGCAGGAAGUUGCUGCUGCAAAACUUUUUUGGGGGGUGCAGCUGGGGCCCCCAGUGCGCCGGGGCCGGAUGCGCGCCGCAUAGCGCCUCCCGGGCCGAAAGGGGUGCCCGCAGGCAGGCGCGCAGCGGGGGCGCCCCGGCCCCGCUGCCCGGGGGCUAUGGCCAUGGUGGCCGGCGGCUGGGGCGGCCCCGGCGGCGGCGACACGAAUGGUGUGGACAAGGCGGGAGGUUACCCGCGGGCGGCCGAGGACGAUUCGGCCUCACCCCCGGGCGCCGCCAGCGACGCCGAGCCGGGCGACGAGGAGCGGCCGGGGCUGCAGGUGGACUGCGUGGUGUGCGGGGACAAGUCGAGCGGCAAGCAUUACGGCGUAUUCACCUGCGAGGGCUGCAAGAGCUUCUUCAAGCGGAGCAUCCGCCGCAACCUCAGCUACACCUGCCGGUCCAACCGUGACUGCCAGAUUGACCAGCACCACCGGAACCAGUGUCAGUACUGCCGCCUCAAGAAGUGCUUCCGCGUUGGCAUGCGCAAAGAGGCCGUGCAGCGAGGUCGCAUCCCACAUUCGCUGCCGGGCGCCGGCGCCACCUCGUCGGGCAGCCCCCCGGGCUCGGCGCUGGCAGCGGCGGCGGGCAGCGCCCUCUCCCCAGGCCAGCCAGUGUCGGAGCUGAUCGCGCAGCUGCUGCGUGCUGAGCCCUACCCGGCUGCGGGCCGCUUUGGCGCGGGGGCGGCGGGCGCGUUCGGCCCGGGCGGCACAGGCGCGGUGCUGGGCAUCGACAAUGUGUGCGAGCUGGCGGCGCGCCUGCUCUUCAGCACCGUGGAGUGGGCGCGCCACGCUCCCUUCUUCCCUGAGCUGCCGGUGGCCGACCAAGUGGCGUUGCUGCGGCUCAGCUGGAGCGAGCUGUUUGUGCUGAACGCGGCGCAGGCGGCGCUGCCCCUGCACACGGCUCCGCUGCUGGCCGCCGCGGGGCUGCACGCCGCGCCCAUGGCCGCCGAGCGCGCUGUGGCCUUCAUGGACCAGGUGCGCGCCUUCCAGGAGCAGGUGGACAAGCUGGGCCGCCUGCAGGUGGACUCGGCCGAGUACGGCUGCCUCAAGGCCAUCGCGCUCUUUACACCCGAUGCCUGCGGCCUCUCGGACCCAGCACACGUGGAGAGCCUGCAGGAGAAGGCGCAGGUGGCCCUGACAGAGUAUGUACGGGCCCAGUACCCAGCCCAGCCCCAGCGCUUCGGGCGCCUGCUGCUGCGGCUUCCAGCCCUGCGUGCUGUCCCUGCCUCACUCAUCUCCCAGCUGUUCUUCAUGCGCCUGGUGGGCAAGACGCCCAUCGAGACGCUGAUCCGCGACAUGCUGCUCUCCGGGAGUACUUUCAACUGGCCUUACGGCUCCAGCCAGUGACCUCCAGGGACACCGAUGCUUGGGGCUCCUGGGGGCCCCCAGGCGGAGGACCCCGGCUCCUUCUCAGACUCCUCUUUUUUUAAAGACUGUGAAAUUGUCUUUUCUGUUUUUUAAAUGAUCAUGAAACCAAAAAGGAGACGGAUUGUCCGAACUCCAGCCACGUCUUCCAGUCCCCUCGCCAAGAUGGAUGGAGGGACGGAGGAUCGAAUCCCUCGACAGCCUUGGACAGCCAGUGAACUCAUGGGACGGCAGGGUGGGAUAGAGGCCUGGUGGCUGGACUAGGGGGCGGCCCCAGCCCGGCAAGAGUAAGCAUGGGCCAGGUGGACUCUCUGGACACAUGAUCCACGUCUGACACUACAUGAGGAAUGAAUCAAGGGGACACA
Trichechus manatus latirostris (Florida manatee) is the source of this 1790-nucleotide messenger RNA. RefSeq names its product nuclear receptor subfamily 2 group F member 6 (gene NR2F6). The record is from RefSeq and is a predicted model, not a curated record. The transcript is spliced from 4 exons. The coding region runs from base 178 to 1407 and encodes 409 amino acids. Lineage: Eukaryota; Metazoa; Chordata; Mammalia; Sirenia; Trichechidae. Gene Ontology annotation, biological process: negative regulation of transcription by RNA polymerase II; anatomical structure development; cell differentiation. Gene Ontology annotation, molecular function: zinc ion binding; RNA polymerase II cis-regulatory region sequence-specific DNA binding; nuclear receptor activity.